Messenger RNA from Procambarus clarkii (red swamp crayfish), 1566 nucleotides. NCBI's taxonomy places the organism in Eukaryota, Metazoa, Arthropoda, Malacostraca, Decapoda, Cambaridae. The record is from RefSeq and is a predicted model, not a curated record.
AAGGAGGAGCCACAACCCGCUCAGACUCCCUCAGAAUCCGUAGAGAACCGGCCGAAGAUCUUCCAGGGAGACAGAAUUCACGAACAAAUUCCGAAGCAUCUGUUUAUUUUGACGUCGGAGGAGAGGAAGCAGCCAUCAUUUCCCUCAGAGUACACCGCUUCCUCAAAGACAACCUAUUUUCCAUUACUGAAGGAAAUUGAUACAAAUUUCAGGCCCUCAUUAACUUUUCCUUUCCUAGAAGUAUCAAUAGAAGAGCCUCAUAGUUCCAUGACAUUUCUUAAGCCUCGGACACCCGUGGCAACCUCGAUCCCUGACACGCAGCCCCUUCGCUACGUGGCGUCCGCUUCUGAUGUCUUUACCGUUAAGCCGCUCAGAUUAGAUUCUGGCAUUUUUUUACAUAACGUUGCUUUCCGAAAUUCGAAGGCUGACCAACACCCAAGCAAGACUCCAGUACCAAAAAUUGUGGGACUCAAUGAGGAGAAAGAGAACCCUGAAAAUUACAAACCUCAAAAGCCUGUAUCUGAUAGGAAAACCUUUCGGUUUGACCAAGAAUUUUUAGCUCUUCUAAGAAAUUAUAAUUCAACGGAGAGAGAUGAAGACAACAAAGCGGAGCCUUCCUCUGCAGCUAACUUCUGGUCCGGCCACCAGGGUGAGAACCCAGCAGACAACCAGGGUGAGGGCCCAGCAGACAACCGGGGUGAGGGCCCAGCAGACAACCAGGGUGAGGGCCCAGCAGACAACCAGGGUGAGGGCCUAGCAGACAACCAGGGUGAGGGCCCAGCAGACAACCGGGGUGAGGGCCCAGCAGACAACCGGGGUGAGGGUCCAGCAGACAACCGGGGUGAGGGCCUAGCAGACAACCGGGGUGAGGGCCCAGCAGACAGUGUCUGGCGCCUGAAGGGUGCUGCUCGAUCUUCCUCCACAACGAACUCAGCCAAGGAGGACGCAUUGCUUCACGACCGUCUGCUGAACUUGCGAGGUGGCUUUGCAGAAUCACUUCGUGGCCUGAUGGCACCUGCAACUAAGAGCGUGAGUCUAACAACUCUUGCAAGAGUAGCUGAAGCUCCGCGAAUAAUAUCAGUUGGAGAGGUGGGAGAAUUGCCCCAUCAAGCACUCCAGCAGCCAUUGUUAGCCGCUCUCAAACAGGGCAGCCAAAGUCUUCACGUCAGCACUUGGGUGUCUGCCUGUCCCAAACUUUAUGACAAGGUGGAGCUCAACUGUGCCAUCCACCGGGACGCUCUCGUUGCUACUGCUCUUAAAAUGAUGUGGAAGAAGAGGACGUACUUGGAUGGUCAUGUGGAGGAGCAGGUGCUGGCCGAGGACGACCUCCUAAAGGUAGAGGACCCACGCAUCUUCCUGAAGCAGCGCCACGACCAGUACCAACUGGUCAUCAACGACUUUCGGUCCAGGGACUGUGGGUCGUACAUGUGCGAGGCGCGAGCUGGCGGCCGCGUUGCAGCCUCCCACCUGCUGCUCUUCACCUGCCUGUAGUACCCCCCCUCCCCCCCGGCUCUCCUCCCGGGAGAUCCGCCCCGUCUGUGUACUCACUUAGUUGUACUCACCUAU